Daphnia pulicaria is the source of this 2886-nucleotide messenger RNA. Its product is annotated as matrix metalloproteinase-2-like. Gene Ontology annotation, cellular component: extracellular matrix. The coding region runs from base 664 to 2577 and encodes 637 amino acids. Gene Ontology annotation, biological process: proteolysis; extracellular matrix organization; collagen catabolic process. The record is from RefSeq and is a predicted model, not a curated record. Gene Ontology annotation, molecular function: metalloendopeptidase activity; zinc ion binding. The transcript is spliced from 13 exons. NCBI's taxonomy places the organism in Eukaryota, Metazoa, Arthropoda, Branchiopoda, Diplostraca, Daphniidae.
GGGUUUACACGAGGGGGGGGGAUGUUGUUCGGUUCAGUUCUACCGGCUCGGCCCAGUUGGAUCGCAAGUGCCGAUGGGAGCAGCAGCGUUGCCGUCGCCCGACGCUGUGUGGCUUGACAUCGCGACGUCCUUCAACAACAAACAAUAACAAUCAGACGAAACACACACACACAUUGGGCCGUUGAACUGUUUUUACUGCUGGAAAUCCGGCUCUUCUUUUCCUCGUGUGUGAUCGUAUGUGUCUCUCUUUCUCUCUCUAUGUGAAUGUUUAUGUGUAUUCAAGUGCUUCGAAUUCUAAGUCUGUCUCUCAACCUAAACACGAGUAAGUUUCCCAUUUUCCUUAAUUCCUUCACGAUUAUCAGAUUUUUGGGUUUGAUUGGCAUUUCCUCACAUGCCUUUGUGGAGAGAAAGAGAGGAGGUAGCGGUUGAAUGAUGCCGGAAGGAUUUCAUCAACUCUUAAGACGAUCAUUUGUGGGUUUUGAAACAUCCGCAGCGUUGGAAGUUUUGUCGGUAAAUUUCAAUGCAUCCGUCCCGGAAGUGUUCUCGCAGGAUGGCGAAAUUUCAAAAGUGAUUGUUUCCCUCCCAAAUAAAGGAAACGAAGGAUAGACCCAUAAAACAUUGAAGGUUGUUUUUUCCCAGACGAAGGGGAAAAAAAAAAAGAGGAUGAAACGGCCGAGUAGUUUCAAUGGUCUGCUGGUGAUGGCCAGUCUAAUCAUGGCGCAGAUGGGUGUUUCGGUUGAAUCCCAUCCGCUACAGAGGCGGCUCGAUCAUUGGGCUUCAACAAUGACGGAAUCGGAGGAUCACGCUCGUCCCAGUCGAAGCACGCGCGACAUCAACGACAACUUGUUGAUGUUUCUGAUGACUUUCGGGUAUUUGCCGCAGUCGGAUCUGGAAACUGGGAAUUUACGAACGGAGCAUCAGGUCCGUGAUGCCAUCAAAACCUUACAGGCCUUUGCCCAUAUUCCCGUUACGGGAAUAGUCGACGAGGCGACACGUGAGCUGAUGAAAAAACCGCGCUGUGGACUGCCUGACAUCAAUUCAGACUCUUAUCGGGCAAAACGGUCAUUGAGCAGCCAUGAGGAAUCGGAGCCGAGACAUAGGCUGCGACAUCAGGCUUCGAGGACUACACGAAAUAAACGCUAUACUGUCCAAGGUCAGCGCUGGCACUACACCAAUUUGACAUGGAGCUUGCGGAAAGGAGCCAAGUCCAGGGACAUGGACAGUGGACAGAUCCGCUACCAGGUGCACCGGGCACUCAACCUGUGGCAAGAGGCUUCCCGGCUCACCUUUACCGAAGUUAACCAUGAAGAUGCAGACAUCCGCGUCUCGUUUCAUUCGGGUUUCCACAACGACGGAUAUCCGUUCGAUGGCAAAGGAACGCUGCUGGCGCACGCAUUUUUUCCGGGGACAGGGAUCGGUGGUGAUGCCCAUUUUGAUGAUGAAGAACCUUGGGUUCCAGACGAAGCCACUCAAAAUUCGGAAUUGAGCUUCUUUGCCGUUGCGGCUCACGAAUUUGGGCAUUCGCUAGGACUUUCCCAUUCGUCCGUUCAAGGGGCCAUUAUGUUCCCAUAUUACCAAUCCGUCGAUGGAAGUUUUUUGCUGCAUUCGGACGACAUUACCGGAAUCCAAGCCAUUUACGGCAGUCGAAAUGAAGGUCGGGUUACCAAUCCGGCUUUGAGACCGUCUACGACAACAACUCCCAGUCCAAGGAUAACAGGCAAGCCCGAAAUUCCUACCAAACCCACUCAACCGACCAAAAAACCCGUCCAUCCUCCCAAACCCCAUCCUCGUCCUCCUCAUGGAGGCCGAAAACCCAGCACAUGCGAUACCACUUACGACGCCAUCUCCAUCAUUCGCCGUGAACUCUUUAUUUUUAAAGAUAGGUAUUUCUGGAGAAUCGGACCCACUGGAUUGGAGGCAAAUUAUCCCGUGGAAAUUGAACGUUUUUGGAGCAAGUUGCCAGUCAAUCUCACUCACAUUGACGCCAUCUAUGAAAAACCGUCUGGUCAGAGAGAAAUGGUCAUUUUCAUCGGGAAACAGUACUGGAUCUAUCCGAAUAAUGAACAAGGACUUGGACCCUAUCCGUUAACAAAUUUGGGUUUACCAACCGAUCUGGAGAAAUUGGACGGAGCCUUAGUUUGGGGACAUAAUGGAAAAACAUACUUUUUCAGCGGGUCAAUGUAUUGGAGGUUUGACGAAGAGACGGGUAAGGUGGAGCUGGACUAUCCUCGGGAUAUGUCCAUGUGGAAAGGAGUACCGUAUAAUAUCGACGCAGUAUUCCAGCACACCAAUGGGAAAACAUAUUUUUUCAAAGGCAAAGUGUUCUGGGAGUUUAAUGACAGGCGGAUGCGGGUAGUCAACCCUAUUCCGUCUUUAUCGGCCCCAUAUUGGCUGAGCUGUCCGACCGGUAUGCAAACUUUAGAGGAGGACAUGAACGCAGGACCGGGCGAGGGCCGUUACCAAGUAGUCGAUAUUAUUGCUUCUUCAAAAUCAAUUUCUGCGAGCCCUGCUGCUGGGCUUCAGUGGUGCUUAUUCUCUUGCCUCUUGCUCGGGUGGUUCAUUCAUGAUUCAUGGUAAAACAUAAUAAAAAGGUUUUAAGUUUUCAAACGUCUGAAAUUUUCAUCUGUGAUAAUAGACUGCUUGAAAAUCAGAACCAUCUUUUUGAGUAAACAUGUCAUUGUCCACUGUUUAUUUGCACGUGUACGUUAAUAGCUAAUUCUUAUUUAUUUUUCCUUUUGUUUUUUUAAAUUAAAUUAACCUUUUUAUUAUCAAAAAAAUAAAUUGUCUUUUCUUAUUGAAUAACUACAUAAGAACGCCACUCUGCUUGAAUGUACUGUAAAACUACGUCACCUUUUACUGGAAAAUAUAAAAGGGGACUAAUUUAAA